Molecule: messenger RNA, 297 nt
Organism: Parastagonospora nodorum SN15
Lineage: Eukaryota; Fungi; Ascomycota; Dothideomycetes; Pleosporales; Phaeosphaeriaceae
Exons: 2
Coding region: 1-297 (98 amino acids)
Source: RefSeq, a predicted model, not a curated record
AUGGGUCUCUCGCGCCAUCCUGCUCUCCUCUACGCCUCCACCGCCUUCAGCUGCAUACUCUUCGGCUUCGGGGUGACAUACAUGCUCUACCCACGCAUCGGCUACUCACUCUACGGCUUCUCCGCUUCACCCUCAAGUACUUCCGAAUGGGCGGUGAUGGAGCGCAUCAUGAUACUAUAUGGCGCCAAGGACUUGUUCAUGGGCGCAGCUAUCUUCGCAUCGACGUGGUUUGGUACAAGGAAGAGCGCUGGGAUGAUUCUGAUCGCGGGGGUUGCGCAGGGGAGCGGAGGAGACUAG